Molecule: messenger RNA, 3184 nt
Organism: Pseudoliparis swirei
Lineage: Eukaryota; Metazoa; Chordata; Actinopteri; Perciformes; Liparidae
Product: high-affinity choline transporter 1-like
Exons: 9
Coding region: 663-2423 (586 amino acids)
Biological process (GO): synaptic transmission, cholinergic; choline transport; acetylcholine biosynthetic process
Cellular component (GO): perikaryon; axon; plasma membrane
Molecular function (GO): choline:sodium symporter activity
Source: RefSeq, a predicted model, not a curated record
ACUUGGCAGAGCAACGGUUUCCUCCAAUUCCAAUAUGAUGUUAUGAUAUUGGAAAGCUUUGCCGGACAGGUUGUACGUCAUGCCACUCUCUAUUAGGUGCUAUUUUCGUCCUGCCCUGGAAGACAUUCAUCCACCAUCUACUCACCCUGACAGCCCCAAUAAACCAACCACUCCCAUUCAUCUCCACCCACCUCCACCCUUUCUCCUCGCCCAUCGCUCUCUCUCUCUCUCUCUCUCCCUCUCCCUCUUCCUCCCCAUCUCCCUCUUUCUCCUUUCCGUCGAGCAUUCGUGACUUAAAAACAACAUAGGAGAAUUGUGUAUGUUCGGCCAAGAGGAUUAUGUUUGUAGUUCCUUAAUAGUUUUCCAACAAGAUUACCUUUGACACUUUGUAAAUCUUUAUUUGGAGGACCUGCUCCUCUAUUUCCUCCACACGAAAGGUAUGUUAAUGUCAGUUUCUAACAUUCUCUUCUUUUAUGUGUUGAUUCACUGCAUUUGACCAUCGUGACAUAUGUUGAUAGGGAGAUCAAUAAUGCAAUUCCGGCCUCCUGGAACCAUGGUGUCAGCGCAACAGGGAGCUGAAACCGAAAGUUCAUGACAUUCCAGUUCCCCGCGCGCAAUAGUAGCCUACUUGAUCUCGGCGGGAGGAAGCGGACGAAAGGAAGAUGGCCAUCCACGUCGAGGGUAUCGUGGCUAUCGUGAUCUUCUACGUCCUGAUUCUGUCUGUGGGGAUCUGGGCUGCGUGGAAGAACAAGAACUCCGGUGGAGACCAGAGCGAGCGCAUCAUGGUCGGGGGAAGGGACAUCGGAUUGUUUGUGGGUGCAUUCACGAUGACCGCCACUUGGGUGGGUGGGGGCUACAUAAAUGGGACAGCAGAGUAUGUCUACCUGCCAGACUAUGGCCUUGCUUGGGCACAGGCGCCCUUUGGAUACGCUCUCAGCCUGGUAGUCGGUGGCCUUUUCUUUGCCAAGCCCAUGCGUUCACGUGGAUACGUCACCAUGCUGGACCCCUUCCAGCAGCUGUAUGGGAAAAGGAUGGGCGGCCUGCUCUUCAUCCCCGCACUCAUGGGGGAAAUCUUCUGGUCUGCAGCCAUUUUAUCUGCCCUGGGUGCCACUCUGAGUGUGAUCGUGGACAUAAACAUCAACAUGUCGGUGGUGAUCUCAGCCAUGAUAGCUAUCUUUUACACACUUGUUGGAGGACUCUACUCUGUUGCAUACACAGAUGUGGUCCAGCUCUUCUGUAUCUUUGUGGGCUUGUGGAUCAGCGUGCCUUUUGCUCUGUCCAAUCCUGCCGUGUCGGAUAUCAGUGUCACAGCCAAAGAAGUGAUCUACCAGUCACCCUGGCUGGGCAAGAUUGAUCCCGAAGACAAAUGGCUCUGGGCGGACAACUUCUGUUUGCUGAUGUUGGGGGGGAUUCCCUGGCAGGUCUAUUUUCAACGGGUUCUUUCUGCCUCUUCAGCUACCUAUGCCCAGGUCCUUUCCUUUGUCGCUGCCUUCGGCUGCUUGGUAAUGGCCAUCCCCUCUGUCCUCAUAGGAGCUAUAGGGGCCUCCACUGACUGGAACCAGACUUCGUAUGGGUCGCUCGCCCCGAAGGAUCGGGAUCAGUCAGACAUGAUCCUUCCCAUCGUGCUUCAGCACCUCUGCCCGUCUUACGUCUCCUUCUUCGGUCUGGGCGCCGUGUCAGCUGCGGUCAUGUCCUCGGCAGACUCAUCCAUCCUUUCAGCCAGCUCCAUGUUUGCGAGGAACAUCUAUCAGCUCGCUUUUCGGCAGUCGGCUUCAGACAGGGAGAUCGUUUGGGUGAUGCGCCUCACCAUCUUUGUGUUCGGAGGUCUUGCCACUGCGAUGGCGUUGUUAACAGGAUCCGUGUAUGGCCUGUGGUACAUGAGCUCCGACUUGGUCUACAUCAUCAUCUUUCCCCAACUCCUCAGUGUGUUAUUCGUCAAGGGCACCAAUACCUAUGGCUCUGUGGCCGGCUAUAUCUUUGGUCUUUUGCUGCGCAUCGGUGGAGGGGAGCCCUACCUCAAACUCCCCCCCUUCAUCUACUACCCGGGUUGGGUGACCCAGGAGAGGAUCCACCACGUCACCGGGGACGUAGAGCACUUCAUCCAGCAGAGGUUUCCGUUCAAGACGAUGUCAAUGCUGGCAUCCUUCUUGGCAAAUGUGGCCUUUUCUUACCUGACAAAGUACCUGUUUGAAAGCGGUACUUUCUCACACAAGUAUGACUUCCUGGACGCCGUGGUGUCCAAGCAUAGCAAGGAGAUCAUGGACAAAGACACGCUGGUGAGCAGCCAAGAGAACAUCAUUCUUUCAGAGUUGGCGCCCGUCAAUCAGGUCCUGGGUGCGUCACUCGCUGGGACAUUCAUCAACUCUGAGGCGCUCAGUGAUGAUGGGGACUCCAGCCCAGAGGCUUUUCACAAUGAACACUAGGCAGCAAAGGCACAAAUAGUCCUAGAACCGAGGGAUUUAAAGAUGAAGGAAUAAUCUAAGAGGCAUCCACAUUCUUCAGGACACUUGCUACUGCCGCACUUGAAGCCAAAUCAACAGAGAUCUGCUGUGGCUUCCGAGUGACUCCACAAGUUUGUUUGAUGCUGAUUACAUGGUGCCUCCUUCUUUUUUAGCAUACUCAUUCUUUUUCAUGACUCUGUGAAGCUAAAACCACGACAACCAUUUUAAUUUAAGUGCUGCAAGAGUGAUCGGUGGGACUUUCAGGGGAACGCAUAGUGGCUGCUGUGGACAACGACGUCUACAAGGGUAAUGAGAGUAGUGCAAUAUCUAACCAAGGAAUUGUGUCCACGUCUAAAUAGCAGUGUGUGUGUGUGUGUGUUUGUGUAUGUGUGCGUGUGUGAGCUUGCGUGCGUGCGUUUAUGCGUGUGCGUGUGUGACAACAAAGCAGUCAAUAUUCGAGAAACCUUUCAGACUGUGAGGUUUAAAGUUUCCGUAGAAUAUUUGUUAAUAGCAAUAAUAUUUGUAGGAUCUGUUUUGUAUAGAUAGAUACAAUGUACUAAACGUGCUAGUUAUUGUGUUUCUUUUUCUGUUUAAGAUUGUUCCCGUGUACCUUCAAGCAGCCAUGAACUUCCAUUCAUUUCUGUGUGCGUUUUAAAAAACAAACUUAAUAUACGAUUGUGUUUUACAUCUAUGAAUUAAUUUAAAACUGCAUUAACAACAACAUUGACAGCAAUUAAAGCACA